AUGGAUAAGGCUAUGGUCUCCAAGUUUACAUUAUAUCCACGUAUGGAAACUAACAUGUAUUCAUCUAUAAUUUUAUUCUCCAAGCCCAUUAGGCCACUACACCCCUUACCUCUACCUAUUGUUCCUACUCCAUCUCCUGCUUGUCCAGUCUUCAAGGAACUAACAGUACAACGUAAAAUCGUUCAACAAAAGAAACCUUUCAACGAACGCAAACUGAAUGUUAUCGAAAAAGAACGCGUUGGGAGGGUUCAAGGAAUGAUUGCUGCUCACGAGCAAGGCUUACGAAGACUGCAAAGAGGACGCAAACAAGCAAUAGAGACCAGAAGAGCACUGGAUAGGAUAAUGAAAAGAGUUGCGCUCCAACACGCAGAAACAAAGGAGGCGUCAAAUGAGGCGUUUUCAUAUUUGAUCGCCCGACAGAAGGAGAAACAAAAGGAGCUUCGUGAUUGGGUAGGAAGCUUAAAAGAAUCUGGCGGGAAAUCUAGAGCCUUGAUGCAAAAAAUGAUGAGUGAAUCAGUCGCGAAGAGUUCAGUGAAAGGAAGUCAGGAUGGAGGCGCCUUAGGGCUCAAAGUAGAGACAGCCGUCACAGCGAGAGCAAAUGACACCGAAUCGACUGACAAAUCUGGAAAUGAAAGAAGUAGGUCAAAUUCAGACCCUCGUUGCCAAGGAAACACGGUAACAUCCCGGGCCGAUAUGAUGGCUCCCGAUGGAAUAAAUCAGGUGCGCUCCUUCAUUGAUAGCCUACGUGGCAUGCGUCGAAAGGGGAGCAGGAGGGAGGGGACUGAUAAGGGAGAGAGGAUUUCCCCUCCCCUCCCCUCACUUUUCUUAUGGCGCCUGCCACGCAAGGCACUUAGUUAAAACAUUUAAAAUCGAUGCUAAUUUUAGGUACAGUACAGUUUGUAGAUAUGUACCGAUUAUCUAGAACUAUUUGAUUUUUGUUUCUCUAAUUUAUUUCACCAGGAAACGACGCCAAGCCCAUCAAAACGUCGUCAUUGGAGAUUUGGAGAUACUAAGACCAUCAAAAUGAAGGUAUUUUUAAAACAUCUAUGGUCUAAAAACUUGGUUUUAGGCUAUAAUACAUUUAAUAUUUAUUUCGCAAUUUCUACUCCAGGUACCAAUAAAAACACAGUGCGAAAUUGACAUGUUAUAUACAGCCUUGUUUGAGGGACAAACACCGUAGCGCGCUCCUCUCCACCCUACAAAAUUAACGAUAACGUCUUUGUUCUCAACAGUUCAGCCCAAACAACAAGCUCGUAAAUACAUUUGACCACGGUUCUGUGGAAGACGGCUUUUACGUUGACCUUUAA
Messenger RNA from Porites evermanni, 1307 nucleotides. The record is from the annotation of a GenBank genome assembly. NCBI's taxonomy places the organism in Eukaryota, Metazoa, Cnidaria, Anthozoa, Scleractinia, Poritidae.